Lichtheimia ornata is the source of this 612-nucleotide messenger RNA. RefSeq lists its product as uncharacterized. The transcript has 8 exons. The record is from RefSeq and is a predicted model, not a curated record. Gene Ontology annotation, molecular function: double-stranded DNA binding. Bases 1 to 612 code for a protein of 203 amino acids. Lineage: Eukaryota; Fungi; Mucoromycota; Mucoromycetes; Mucorales; Lichtheimiaceae. Gene Ontology annotation, biological process: reciprocal meiotic recombination.
AUGUCACGAAAAGGCAUAUCACUUGAAGAAAAGCGUCGACGAAUGGAAAAGUAUUUGCAUGAAACGUGCGACUUUUUUCAGUUGAAGGAAUUAGAAAAGGCUGGUCCCAAGCUAGGUGUUGUGCAACAAUCGGUCAAGGAGGUGGUGCAAGGAUUGAUUGAUGAUGGACUUGUGCAUUCAGACAAGAUUGGCCCUUCGAAUUACUAUUGGUCCUAUCCAUCUGCAGCUGAACACGCCUUGCGAUCAAAAGAAGAGCAAUUACAAGCAAAGCUGGAUCAGGAGCGAAAAAAGAAUGAGGAGCUAAAACGAGAGAUUGAAUUGGCACAACAAGGUCGUGAACCCUCGGAUGAACGUGAAAAGAUCCUUUCGGAGCUCAAGGAACUGCAAGCGGAAAACAAGGCUCUUAUGAAUGAGAUGCAACUUUACAAGGACAAUGAUCCCGAGACCUACAAAGCCAAAGAGAAGGCCAUUGUUGUGUGCAAGGAGGCUGUAAAUAGAUGGACUGAAAACAUCUGGACCAUGCAAUCCCACUGCACCAACAAGUAUGGAAUUCCUCGAGACGAGUUUAACAAGGCGUUCAACAUCGAUAGUGAACUUGAUACCAUAGAAUAG